UGAUGAUGUGCUGCAAUUGUAAUACAGUAAAUUUUUUUGUGAAUGACAUGGUGGACCAGGUUCACCCAACACUAUCGCGGCUUCGCCCCUAACAACGGGCAACCCAAACCGUCGAAGCAAUGCAUGCAUACUAACCACCCUAGGAGAUAAAACCAUUCGCAAGUCGCAACCAGCACCUUAUUCAAAAUAUGGCGGGAAGAGCCAUUGGCGCCGGGAUUUUCCCGCGCGUUCUCCCCCUGUCAAAACGCCCCCUCCUCCUCCACCUCCGCCAAAACCCACCCACCACCCUUCUCUCUCCUCCCCGUCCCCUCCCCCUCGCCCUCUCCCACACCACCAUGUCCCAAAACGGCUUCUGCGACCCCGAAAAGCCGCUCCUGCGAGUCAAGAAGCUGUCCCAGAACGCCAUUUUGCCCUCCCGAGCCUCCGCCCUCUCCGCCGGCUACGAUCUCUCCAGUGCGGUGGAGGCGACCGUGCCCGCUCGCGGAAGAGCUCUGGUUGCUACGGAUCUCAGCAUUUCGAUCCCGGUCGAGACGUACGCUCGCAUCGCUCCGAGAUCCGGGUUGUCGUGGAAGCACGCGAUCGACGUCGGGGCGGGGGUGGUCGACGCGGACUACCGGGGCCCGGUCGGCGUCCUGCUGUUCAACCACUCGGAUUUGGAUUUUCAAGUGAAGGCCGGGGACCGGAUCGCUCAAUUGAUCAUCGAGCGCAUCAUGACGCCGGAGGUCGUGGAGGUGCUCGAUCUUGAUUCCACCGCGAGGGGCGAGGGAGGGUUCGGAUCGACUGGCGUUUGACCCGAAAUUUUUUCGGAGCUCGAAUUCGUGAUCUGGAGGUGAUACCAAUCUCUUACCUGUGCCUUUUGUUCUACUGUUUUGUCGAACUCGUAGUAGUGUCGAUGCCGCAUAUUUGUUUCAUCGAAACUGGAUAUUAGGUUUAAAUGAAUUUUGAGUUGAAAUAGAGUUUCAUAAAAAUUA
Messenger RNA from Ananas comosus (pineapple), 971 nucleotides. Its product is annotated as deoxyuridine 5'-triphosphate nucleotidohydrolase-like. Gene Ontology annotation, molecular function: dUTP diphosphatase activity; magnesium ion binding. The transcript is spliced from 3 exons. Gene Ontology annotation, biological process: dUTP catabolic process; dUMP biosynthetic process. The record is from RefSeq and is a predicted model, not a curated record. The coding region runs from base 189 to 791 and encodes 200 amino acids. Lineage: Eukaryota; Viridiplantae; Streptophyta; Magnoliopsida; Poales; Bromeliaceae.